Messenger RNA from Galendromus occidentalis (western predatory mite), 3343 nucleotides. RefSeq names its product long-chain fatty acid transport protein 1. The record is from RefSeq and is a predicted model, not a curated record. Gene Ontology annotation, cellular component: plasma membrane; endoplasmic reticulum membrane. Lineage: Eukaryota; Metazoa; Arthropoda; Arachnida; Mesostigmata; Phytoseiidae. Gene Ontology annotation, molecular function: long-chain fatty acid-CoA ligase activity; long-chain fatty acid transmembrane transporter activity. The coding region runs from base 351 to 2189 and encodes 612 amino acids. The transcript is spliced from 13 exons. Gene Ontology annotation, biological process: long-chain fatty acid metabolic process; long-chain fatty acid import into cell.
CAGACUGUAUGUGUGCCAGAGGGAUCUCCGGAUAUCAAACCCGUAGAGCGAAUUCCGCUGAAGCGAUCUGGAUCCCGGGAAUGAAGAGCGGCCCGUCUUCUGACCGAAUCUAGCCUCAAUCGAAUCAAGAUUCGAAAUCUCGACGCCUCAUCAAAAGGAGGAAUCAUUGAGACUCCCGAAACCUUUCCGUGAACGUUGCCUCUCCGUUCCCUUCUCCAUUCUCUGAGGAUUAUUAGCGGGGUCGGCGCAUGAGGCAGUGUUCAACGUUCAGAGCUCUGAGCCAUACACCAAGCCUGUGCCUUUGUUUGAAGCAGAGCUAGUUCCCUGGGAUCUAGUUCCCUAGAGUCAUCAUGUGGACGGUCAUAGCAGGGAUUUGGAAGUAUCUGUGGGUCUUCUGCACAACCGCCGGCCGCGACCUGAGGGCUCUCUGCCGGAUGACCGCCACUGCCAUUUACUAUCGAUGGGCACUCCGCUACGAUUACACAGUGGUCGACAUUUUCGAAAAGAAAGUCUUGUCGAACCCGAACAAAAUUGCUUUUCGGACCGAGGACAGACAGUGGACGUUUCUAGAGUUCAGCAGAUGCGUGAAUCAAGUGGCGAAUUGCUUCCAACAACUGGGUUUCGAGGCCAAGGAUGAGGUCUGUCUGUACAUGGAUUCUCGACCCGAACUCGUCAUGAUGUGGCUCGGUCUAUCGAAAAUCGGAGUCGUUUCCGCCCUGGUAAAUAACAAUCUCCGCCUGCAACCGCUGCUCCACUCACUGAAGAGUGUCACGCCGAAGGCGAUUGUUUUCGGCCCGGCUCAAGCUCAGGGUUUGGAAGAUAUCGCAUCUGAAAUCACGUCGGAGAAGUCAAAAAUGAGACUCUUCUGCCUUGGCACUUCAAAAAUCGCUUCCCGAAUCGGCGCUGUGGAUCUCGAAGAUCUCUUGAGGGCCUCCGCGAUGACCGCGCCCCGCGUUCAACAUAAGGGCUCUGUUCAUGACAAAUUGAUCUACAUCUAUACUUCCGGAACAACUGGACUACCCAAAGCGGCCGUCAUCAAGAAUUCCCGCUUCAUUUCCAUGGCUUCGAUUGUCAGCAAUAUCACACCUUCCAGACCGUCGGAUAUAUUUUAUACUUGUUUGCCUCUGUAUCACACUGCUGGCGGAAUAUUGAGCGUGGGUCAAGCCUUACUUUUCGGGAACACGGUGUGUGUUCGACCGAAGUUCUCCGCCUCAAAUUUCUGGAAUGAUUGCAUCAAGUACGAUGCAACGGUGACUCAGUACAUCGGAGAGAUAUGCCGAUAUUUGAUGGCGCAACCGCGGAAGCCCGAAGACGGAUUGCACAAAGUCCGCAUGAUGUUCGGCAACGGACUCCGGCCACAGAUCUGGACGGCUUUCCACGAGAGAUUCAAAGUCAAAGAACUGAGAGAAUUUUAUGGCUCGACUGAAGGCAACGCUCACGUGAUGAAUAUCGAUAAUACUGUGGGAGCCGUCGGUUUCGUUUCGCGCAUCGCGGAGAAUGUCCAUCCCGUUCGGCUGAUACGGAUCAACGAAGUCACUCUGAUGCCCAUGAGAGACCAGUCUGGAUUGUGUAUUCCGAGUCGACCAGGACAAAUUGGUGAACUCGUAGGGGUGAUACGCGAGAACGAUCAUAUCCACGCCUUUGAUGGCUAUGCUUCGAAAACCGCGACCUCAAAGAAAAUGUACAGGGAUGUCUUCAAGAAGGGUGAUGCUGCCUUCGCCUCCGGAGACUUACUCGUUAUGGACGACUUCGGGAAUCUGUUUUUCCGAGAUCGGAUCGGGGACACCUUCCGCUGGAAGGGUGAGAAUGUUUCCACGUCUGAAGUCGAGGGCAUUGUCUGCAGGGUAUCAAGUAAGGCAGACGUGGUAUGCUAUGGGGUCACAGUUCCGGGUUCGGAAGGCAGAGCGGGCAUGAUAGCCAUCGGAGACGACGACAAUUCAGUCGAUCUUAAGGCCAUCUACGAUGAGCUGAAAUUGAAUCUGCCCAGAUAUGCCGUGCCCCUGUUCGCGCGAAAACUCAGAUACAUAGACAGAACCGGGACGUACAAAUUGAAGAAAAGAGAAUUGCAAAAGGAGGGCUUCGAUAUCAACGUGAUAGACGACCCCAUCUACUUCCUGAAUAGCGGGGAGCUCGUUAAGCUUGAUCGCGAACUUUUCCAAAGAAUCAUGAACGCCGAACUCCGACUUUAAGCGCUGUGAUCUCGAAUAGAUCAAUAGGACGUGGCGAUGUUGUCACGGGCUUUUGUACCGAAGCGCGACCUCGCGGUCGACGCCUCAAUCGUCGAUCAUUAUCAGAGGUUUCCAAAUGACUGCUCAUAAUCAAAUGCUUCUGGAAACAUCUUCGAAAGUUAUCCCAUGUUUUUGUCCAAAACUCCCGACGAGCCGACUCUCUCAUCGAGUGCGUGAUAAGUGAUUCCGAUAGGCCGACUUCUCAUAAUCGGAGCAGCUCAAAAUCAGAAGAAAUCAGAAAUUCGCCGAUUCCGCGACCCGGACGCUCUACAAGAAUAUCUCGCCGAGUGUGAUCCGAAUAUAAUGUGGCUCGCUUCCCGUAAGACCUUCCCGCAAUAAGGCGAAAUUGACUGGAUGAAAUUGACGCGGCAGGAGAGGUACAAGGUGAUUGGGUCAGAAUAUUUGCCAGACUUUGCUCGGUGAGCCUCAUACUCCGACUUUUCCUUCCUUCCGCGGACCCUCAAUGAUCGUAGAUUCGAAAAGCGAUUGCACAUCAGGAGAUCAGACUGCUCUAAAUAUUUGCAUUCUCGGAAAUGUCGCUCGGAAUCAUCAAGGGGCAUGAGCUGAGACGAUUUCGCCCCACAUUUAGCUUUUGUAGUGUAGCUGGAAACCGAUGAUGGCCGACCGGGGACCGACAAUCGAACCACAUGCGGCCGCUCUCGGUGGGCUUGAGCGGAGUGAGGGUAGAAGAGGAAGGGAUUUACAGAGCUCGUGUAGAUCCUCGCAGCCGACAAAGAUCUCUUUCCUGACAUUCGUCCCAUAUGCAAACGUAGACGGUUAUGUUGUCGCGCUGACAGACGGUCUCGAUUGGGAUGGGGCUAGUCAAAGGAAUGAGACCGACGCUUGAGCGCCAUCCGAUCUAUCGUCUCUUAGGAGGAGAGGAAAUUUAGGGUACCGUUUAUGCUAGCGUAUCUCCUCUCCCACCAGACGACUUAACUCAAAUUUCGUUUAUCCACUUCUGGCUCUUGAUCGUGGCGUAGCUAAUUGUGCGUCCCCGCACCCCCAUAAUGUAGGUAUGGAACCGUGAUAAGAAUCCCAAAGACGAGCAUGCUGGUAUUCGAUUCCCAUCCUUUGGUAGCACCCCUCAUUACUACUCAAUAAACAGCGUGAUUGAG